Nicrophorus vespilloides is the source of this 1033-nucleotide messenger RNA. RefSeq names its product protein-S-isoprenylcysteine O-methyltransferase (gene ste14). The record is from RefSeq and is a predicted model, not a curated record. The transcript has 6 exons. Gene Ontology annotation, cellular component: endoplasmic reticulum; membrane. Lineage: Eukaryota; Metazoa; Arthropoda; Insecta; Coleoptera; Silphidae. Bases 92 to 937 code for a protein of 281 amino acids. Gene Ontology annotation, molecular function: protein C-terminal S-isoprenylcysteine carboxyl O-methyltransferase activity. Gene Ontology annotation, biological process: C-terminal protein methylation.
AUUUUUUGACAUUAGUAAAUUGUAUAGGAGAAUUUUGACAGUUUUAACAAAACUGUGACAAAUUUUACCAAAUGUGUAUCUAGUCAUUAUAAUGAAGCUGUGUCUGCCUGCUAAAGUUUCUUUGUACUGCUACUUGGGUACAAUCACAAGUUUUUCAUUUUUGUUACUUUUGAGUCCAAUACAAAGUGUCUAUUUUCCUAUAUUAUUGUACUUAAUUGCUAAUGUACUUAUAAAAUGCAUAAGUACAAAUGAAUAUUAUGGGUUUGCUGUACGAGCUUCAUUUCUGGGAUUUGUUUUCUCAUUGGGACUCUACACAUUCCAGUUGGCUCCAAAUGAAUAUUAUAUUUUUGGAAUCUACAUGGCAGUUAUGUCCUUUUUCCAUUUUACAGAAUUUCUUUCAAUAGCAUUGAUACAACCAAAGGAGUUAAGUGUCAGAUCAUUCCUUAUUUACCAUAGUCCUGAAUAUGUAAUAGCAGCAGUUUCUUCAUGGCUUGAAUUUUUCUUGGAAGCUUACUUAUUACCAGAUAUGAAAAUCUAUAAAGUUGUCUCAUAUCUUGGCUUAGUAAUCUGCAUUUCUGGUGAAUUUUUGAGGAAGUUAGCAAUGAUGACUGCUAAUUCAAACUUUAAUCAUAUUAUUCAAUACACAAAAGCUGAUGAACAUGUGUUGGUAACAAAUGGAAUAUACAGUAUGUUCAGACACCCCAGCUAUGUUGGCUGGUUUUAUUGGUCAAUUGGAACGCAGAUCAUUUUGAUGAAUCCAAUUUGCUUAAUUGCGUACACAUUAGCAAGUUGGUAUUACUUCAAUGAUCGCAUAAGAGUCGAGGAAAUCACAUUGUUGAAUUUCUUCGGCCAACAAUACAGUGAUUACCAACAACAUGUAGGAACUGGGCUACCUUUUAUUAAUGGUUAUAUUGUUAGAGGUACUGAAUUUCGCUAAUUAUUGCUUUUUAUUAAUCUCUGCUUUCUGAUCAAGACUUAAGAGUAUAUAUUUCUUCUAAUGUAUAUUUUUGUAUUUUUAACAUAAUUUAAUAAC